ACAAAACCACAUCAAGCAAACGAGUUUACGAGCUUCUGGACCUCGUUUGCUUUCACUUUCUCAUAACCUUAUUACCUUAAUCAACUAUUCAUAAGUUGCACUUUCUGCACAAUAUACUUUCUUUUGUAAUUAAUCUUUUUUGGUUUUCACGAUGGAAUGGUCUUCAAAAUCUGCUUCAAGGGCAUACCUUGAUACCCUUCAACUGUGCGAGAAUAAAAAGAGAGAAGAUGGGAUUUGGAGAGUUGGAAAUCCUGAAAGCAAUGAACUUAUAUCAGCAUUAGCAGCAGGAAUGAAAGCAAAACUGAUAGUGGAAGUGACUUCUUGUGUGUCCCUUUAUACCAUAGCUCUAGCAGUUGCUGCAAGACAAACUGCUGGCAGAUUCCUUUGUUUUAUCCCUAAAUCACUCCUUCGUCAAUCCAAAGAAGCCAUCAUGAACUCAGGUCUUGCAGACCAA
Vigna umbellata (rice bean) is the source of this 454-nucleotide messenger RNA. The record is from RefSeq and is a predicted model, not a curated record. Lineage: Eukaryota; Viridiplantae; Streptophyta; Magnoliopsida; Fabales; Fabaceae.